Maudiozyma saulgeensis is the source of this 990-nucleotide messenger RNA. NCBI's taxonomy places the organism in Eukaryota, Fungi, Ascomycota, Saccharomycetes, Saccharomycetales, Saccharomycetaceae. The record is from the annotation of a GenBank genome assembly.
AUGUCUUACAAUCCUUAUGCGUACACCGGAAAUGCAAAUGAAGUCGUAACUGACCGAUUUGCUAAUAACAAUAACCAACCACAACAACAUGGUUCAUUCAGUGGACCAUCUAAUGGCUAUGAUAACAAUUUCAAUGUUCAACCAAACAUGGUUCCUCAACAACAAUCACAGCAGCAACAACAACAACAACAACAACAACAACAGCAACAACAGGGAUUCCCAUUCCAAGAUCCUCGUAAUACGAUGGCUUUCCAAAUUGGUCAAUCUGCAUUUAAUAAUUUUAUAGGACAAGAUAAUUUUAAUCAAUUUCAAGAAAAUGUUAAUAAGAUGACAGGUUCUUCUUCAUCUUUAUCUCAUUAUUUCCAAGUUUCUACUGUUUACGUAUUAAAUAAGAUUAAGCAAAUUUUAUUUCCUUUCACUAACAGUAAUAAUUGGCAACGUAUUAUUGAUAACAAUUCACAAUCAAAUAAUGGUAAUGGUGUUAAUUUCUUACCACCAACAGAAGAUAUUAAUUCGCCAGAUCUUUAUAUACCCAUUAUGGGUCUUGUAACAUAUAUUCUUAUUUGGAAUACACAACAAGGUUUGCAAGGUUCAUUUAAUCCAGAAAAUCUUUAUUACAAAUUAUCAUCCAUUCUAGCAUUUGUUGGUUUAGAUUUAUUCAUUUUAAAAUUAGGAUUAUAUUUAUUAGUAAAUACAAAAUCUCCAACAACAAGUAUAACAGAAUUGAUUUGUUACGUUGGUUAUAAGUUUGUUCCAUUAACUUUAGCACUAUUUUUCCCACAACAACCAUUAUGGAUUUCCAUCCUCGGUAAGAUGUAUCUUUUCAUUGCGUUUGGUGUCUUCUUAUUAAGAUCUGUUAAAUUUAACUUAUUUAAUAAUUCUAAUGAUGAUAUGGGUAGUGUUAAUAAAGCUACAGUUAAGAAAUGCAAUUAUUUCUUAUUUGUUUACGGUUUUGUUUGGCAAAGUGUAUUGAUGUGGUUAAUGGGAUAA